ACCGCCAGCAAAAAGCCCCCGCAGCAGCGCGAGCGCAAAAAAAGCCUCCGCGCCACGCGCUGAGCUCACACGAAGCCCUCUCGCACGCGGAUCCGCCGCCUUUCCCAUCAAUGCCUCCUGGAUAACAGUCAACUCCAACUCGGUCUUCCUUUUUUUCCCAGUACGCUCUCACCGUGACGGACCGGAGCUGCUUGGCUUGCUUUCUUUCUGUCUUUUUUUCCACACUCAGCGCACGCGGAGCGAAGAGUUUAGGAUGAGCGAACGGAAUCUAACUGCUGCUCAGACCGGCGCUGCUUAAGGGGGACAACUUCCAGCGGAGUUCUCAACCGUUACUUACUCUUUUUUAGCGCGCGGAAGGAAGCGUCAGUCCCGGCGAGGCGCGCGUGGUGUGAAUUGAAUCUUUCCGCGCUUUGAAGAGAGAGAGAGAGAGAGAGAGAGAGAGAGGUGCAUAGGGUUCUUGGGAGGGAAGAAACCGGCACUGUCCAUUCUGUCCAUUCUCUCUGAGCCUGAUGGUGCGCGCAGAGGCUCGCGCGCACUCCCUCUGUCUCUCUGAGCGGGACUGCAGCUCUGCGCCGGGAUUCGCUGGCUGAGGUGGCUGGGGCUCCGCGCGUGCUUUACUGGGGCGGCCAACGGUGGAAACAGGUGGAUCUGACCAAGAUGUCUGGGCUGCCUUCGAGGUUCAUCUACGUGUGUUUACAUUUUCUAGUCCUCUACUUCCAGCUACAGGAGUCUCAUCAGAGUUCUGCAGACUUCCGCUUCUACAUUGAGAACCACACUCGGGACGACGUGAGUCGGAAGCAGGUGCGGAUAUACCAGCUGUACAGCCGGACCACGGGGAAGCAUGUGCAAAUUCUCGGCAAGAAGAUCAACGCCAAUGGAGACGAUGGGGCUCUCCUCGUGGUUGAGACAGAGACAUUCGGAAGUCAUGUUCGAAUAAAAGGAAAAGAGAGUGGUUAUUAUAUCUGCAUGGACAAGAAUGGCAAAAUUAUCGGCAAGCUCAACGGGAGUAACCCAGAGUGUGUGUUCGUGGAGGAGUUCUUGGAAAACAACUACACAGCGUUAAUGUCUGCCAAGUUCAAAGGCUGGUACCUGGGCUUCAACCGCAAGGGCCGGCCCAAGAAAGGCUCUCGGACCACACAGACACAGCAAGAAGUGCAUUUCAUGAAGAGAGACCCCAAGGGUAAGGUGGACCCUCAGGAGGAGUUCCGUUUCACCACGGUAACGAAACGGACACGUAGGGCACGGCGUUUAAGGCCCAAUCCCAAAACGAACUGAGGUGGCACGGACUUAGCAUGCACUGUUCCUUUUUUUGUGAACAUCUCAAGCUUCUUGCCUUAAAGCAGCGUAAAGACUAUUGCGACUACGCAGCAGGAAAACGAACGAUGGCUACAGGAGAUAAAAAGCUUCAAAAAAGAAAAGAUGUUUUAUUUUUAUAUUUCAGGAGCUUUGAGUAUCUCCCAAGUGUUGAAUGUUUCUGGGUUAUCAUUAAUGUAAUAUUGUGUCUGUUACUUUAUUUAUAUUGGAUAAACUAAGGAUGACAAAAAAGGAACUGAUGUCUCCUGCAUUGACAAGUUUACAGCAGCAGGCAUCCUGUUGAAAGGAAGAGAGAUUUGACUACACCUGAGAAAAACAAAAAAAAACUUCUUAUUUUCAUAUUGGGUUGCCCCUGACAAGUAGGAUCCAAUAUUUUCCACUGGAAUGGACUGUCAUGGAGAUGCAAUGACAGAGUGAUAACAGCAGUCACAUGACCCUUACAGGCCUCCACAGGUAAACGUGAAGCUUCGAGUGCAAUAUUUUGAAGGCCCCCUUUUUUCUCCCUUCUUUUUCUGCUGGAUGCUUUCCUCUGGGCAGCCCUUGCUCCGAGCUUCGCAGUCCUUUCCGCGGGUAAAAUGUGUGCAAAUGCACGGAGCGCUGUACGGUUCCUUUUUACAUUUUUGUGCAACCUGUGAUUCAGCAGAGCACAACAUGCUUUGACUAGCCAGGCAUCGGCUAUGGCGGUAGUUCUUGUUAAAACAAACAAAGCCUGGAGUUGAAGGGACUGGGAGAGCGAAGCGUGUUGAUUUGAUGAGAACCUUUUGACCUUUCUUGCUGUAAAGUGAUGCAAAGGUUACGAGAAUGCGCUGUGAUGACAACGGGCUUGAUCUCAGACACUAGGAUACAAACACAGUGUACUUUUACAGCUGCGAACUGUUUCUUUUCUAAGCGACACAGGAUUCACAGCAUAGAAGAAUUGUCCUAAGUCAGCAGUCCAUUUCCUCAACAGAUUUGAUGCAUUGCGCUCAGUUCCUGUACUAUGAACACUUUUCUUGGUUAAAUAAAGCCUAUAUUAUGCCCAAAUCAGAUCAGUCAGCCUAUAGGAUCAGCUAAGAAAGUUUCUGCUCUAUUCUAGAUCUCUAUUUGUGAACUCCUUCUGUCUCUGAUGGUUUAAACACAAGUGCAUACAGUAUGUAGAAGACAUAUGUGACUAAAGCUUUAUACAGGACCAUUGUGAACUGAGCUGCAGUGCCCGCGGAAGGCCUCCUACUCCACUCUCUCAUGGUGAGAUCUGCUCUUCAUAUGGGUGAAGCUGUAGUGUAAACAAUUCUAUAUACUCCUUUGUCACAUGACAGGUUUUGUAUGAGAUGCUACUAACAAACAUGACACAUGUAUGGUUUUAAAAAAAUGUAUGCAAAAAAGUAAUAAUAAUUUUAUGACUAUUAUAAAAUAUUUAUUGCCUUUCUCUGUAAAUACAACCUGAUGAAUUUA
This is a messenger RNA of Pygocentrus nattereri (red-bellied piranha), 2745 nucleotides long. RefSeq names its product fibroblast growth factor 24 (gene fgf24). Gene Ontology annotation, biological process: positive regulation of protein phosphorylation; positive regulation of gene expression; dorsal/ventral pattern formation. The record is from RefSeq and is a predicted model, not a curated record. Bases 658 to 1275 code for a protein of 205 amino acids. Gene Ontology annotation, cellular component: cytoplasm. Gene Ontology annotation, molecular function: growth factor activity; type 1 fibroblast growth factor receptor binding; type 2 fibroblast growth factor receptor binding. The transcript has 5 exons. Lineage: Eukaryota; Metazoa; Chordata; Actinopteri; Characiformes; Serrasalmidae.